CGGGUUGUUGAUGAGCAUUUGGAGACCCUGGACCCCGACAAUCCCAGGGACGUCAUCGACCACUUCCUUCUACACCGCACGGACAGAACCCAAGAUGGAAAACUAACACCCGAAGAUGAAUUGGAUUUCCAAAAGCUGAUGGGCGACAUAUUUUCCGCUGGAUCCGAGACAACGUCAUCUACUCUGCGUUGGAUGAUCCUUUACUUGGCCCUCAACCCUGAAGUUCAGGCCAAAAUACACUCGAUUUUGGACGAAGUUGUUCCGAGAACUAGGCUGCCUUCGCUGGACGACAGGAAUAAACUGCAAUACGUUGACGCCGUGUUGCUGGAGGUCAUGAGAAUGAGCUCACUCGUGCCUUUUGGUUUGCUGCACUCAACCACCGCUGACGUCACCUUCGAGGGCUAUGAUAUACCUAAGGACACGGCAGUUGUCGCGUGUGCCGAAAUGUGUCACCGCGACCCCGCUUAUUGGAAGCAUCCUGAUAAGUUCUUUCCGGAACACUUCCUCGACGAUGAAGGGAAACUCGAUGGGAAAAAAGAAAGUUUUCUACCUUUCUCGACCGGCCGUCGCCAGUGUCUCGGGGAGUCUCUGGCUCGCAUGGAGCUCUACCUCUUCUCGACGGCCAUCUUGCAGCGCUUCACCAUAGAGCCGCCGGAGGGCGUCACGCUCUCGACGGAAAGUGCCCCAUUGCAGUUCUUUUUCAAUGUACCGAAACCAUUUGAAAUUGUUCUGACGAAGAGAAUUUAA
Molecule: messenger RNA, 747 nt
Organism: Hyalella azteca
Lineage: Eukaryota; Metazoa; Arthropoda; Malacostraca; Amphipoda; Hyalellidae
Product: cytochrome P450 2L1
Biological process (GO): xenobiotic metabolic process
Cellular component (GO): intracellular membrane-bounded organelle; cytoplasm
Molecular function (GO): iron ion binding; oxidoreductase activity, acting on paired donors, with incorporation or reduction of molecular oxygen, reduced flavin or flavoprotein as one donor, and incorporation of one atom of oxygen; heme binding
Source: RefSeq, a predicted model, not a curated record